Pelmatolapia mariae (spotted tilapia) is the source of this 2528-nucleotide messenger RNA. RefSeq names its product toll-like receptor 1. NCBI's taxonomy places the organism in Eukaryota, Metazoa, Chordata, Actinopteri, Cichliformes, Cichlidae. Gene Ontology annotation, molecular function: protein binding; transmembrane signaling receptor activity. The coding region runs from base 27 to 2510 and encodes 827 amino acids. Gene Ontology annotation, biological process: toll-like receptor signaling pathway; inflammatory response; immune response. The transcript has 2 exons. The record is from RefSeq and is a predicted model, not a curated record. Gene Ontology annotation, cellular component: plasma membrane.
AGUUUGUCAUAGUUGAAGCUGAAGCUAUGUCUCCACAAAGCACAUCUGUGGCUGUUUUGAUUGGGACCAUAGUCAUCGUGUCCCUAAUGAAACCGGACUGCACAGCUAUUAGGGAAAAUAACGAAGGAUUCAAACUAUGCGUCACAUCAAUGCGAGGUGUCAAAGACCUCUCACAUCAAAAUAUCACCAGUGUUCCAUCAAGUCUUUCCAACGAAACACAGUAUUUGGACAUCUCCUACAACGUCAUCCAAACGCUGGAAGGAACUGAGUUUUCCGGACUAUCCCAGCUUUGUUUUUUGAAAGCAGCUCACUGUGGACUUCGGGAGAUUUCAGCCACAGUGUUCACCCACACACCAGCACUCAAAAUUCUCAACAUAUCUAACAAUGACUUACCUUUCAUCCCUGACAUUUCCUUGAAACAGCUGAAAAUUCUUGAUCUGGCCAACAAUCUGUAUACCAGCUAUGAAUUACCGGCAUCCUUUCAGAACUUUACGAAGCUAGACUUCCUGUCACUGGGUAGCACAGCUGCUCUGUCAGUGAGCUACAAUGACUUUGAUGCCCUGAUGAAUGUUUCUGUUCAGCAUCUGGCUUUGGGAGCAGGAACUCACUGGCAAAAGUAUGAAUCUGGUUCUCUUGCAAAAAUCAAGUCUCUCAAAAAACUGUCCCUUUUUGCAUCUUUCUGUGGAACCUUUGGAAUGUUUGAGAACCUCCUUGUGGACUUGAAUGUGACACAAGCAAAAAUGUUGCGAUUCAUCUCUCUAUUUCCAGACAGCUGCAAUGUGAGCGACAACCCCUUUAAGAACCUGAGAACAAUGCCUUUUAUACAGAACCUCACCUUAGAAAACACAUGGAUAAACAGCACGUUUAUGGUGGGGUUUAUGGAGAACGUGUGGCUUUCCCCUCUCCACGAGCUCUCAUUUGUCAACAUCACUUACAAUGAGGAUACACCAGAUGGCUUUCAUUUACCACCCAUUAAUCACACAAUCAGUCUUUCCUCAGUUAUCUUUAAUGGUGUGAACCAUUAUCAAUACAGAUAUCCCACGAUAAACAUGAGCUUUGAGGCCUUCUCCAGACUGACCUAUUUAAAGUUCUCUGGGACUGGAAUGAAUAUUUUACCCUGCAGAGUCAUGACUGCCCUGCCAUCACUGGAGAUUCUCGAUCUGUCAGAUAACCUGCUGACAGAGUCGGGCUUCUGGUGGACUCCGUGUUCACACAGCUCUGUUUUUCCCAAACUGCGGAAGCUGUCUUUAAGCAGGAACCGCUUCAGCAGUCUUUCCUUUAUCUCUCAGAAGACACAUCAGAUGAACACACUAGAGUCUCUGGAUCUGAGCUUCAACUCCAUCCACUUGGAUGGGGACUGCUAUUGGCCUGCUCAGCUGACUGAGCUUAGCCUUGGAAACAACAACCUGGGCAACAGUGUCUUUGCAUAUCUGUCAUCAGACUUUGAGAAGAUUGACUUGUCAAAGACAGGAAUAACGUCCAUAAUGCAAAAGGAUCUGACUCGCUUUUCCAAGCUGACACAUCUUACACUUAGCUCCAACAGCAUCCAGGUUAUCCCGGUAGAUCUUAGUGUCCCAGCUCUGCUAAGUCUUCACAUAGACCAGAAUGCUAUCACAUCUAUAUCCAUAGAGGUCUUGGCAGGGCUUCCCAGGCUUCAGAAACUCAAAGCUGGAGGCAAUCCGUUUGUCUGCUCAUGUGACUCCUAUUGGUUCAUCACUGCUUUCAACAAGUCCUUGUUAAUGGACUGGCCCUUAGAUUAUACAUGUAACACACCACUGUCAUUUGCAGGUCUGCCAUUGUCAGAGUACAAACCCAGUAAGCUGUCGUGUGAGAUGUGGCUUCAAGCUGCAGUUGCGCUGCCCGUGCUAAUAGUUAUAUCUGCAGCCGUAGGUCUGGUUUUUCAUAAAUGUGAUGGAGCAUGGUACACAAAGAUGUUAUGGGUCUGGAUCAGGAUGAAAAGGAGAGGCAAGAAACGUUCCAAUAUUUUGAACAAUGCAUCAUUUAGUUAUCAUGCGUUCAUUUCCUACAGUAAUCAAGAUUCUGACUGGGUGGACACCCACCUGGUUCCCACUUUGGAAGGUGCUGGAUUUUCCCUAUGUGUCCAUGAGAGAGACUUUGUCCCUGGAGAGUGGAUCAUAGACAACAUCAUCAACUGUGUUGAGUCCAGCUACAAGACGCUGUUUGUCCUCUCCAAACACUUUGUGCAAAGCGAAUGGUGCAACUACGAGCUCUUCUUCGCUCAGCACCGAGCCAUCAGUGUCCAUCAGGACUCACUGGUCUUCAUAUUAUUGGAGCCCAUUCCGACAGACUCUCUUCCUAAGAAGUAUUUGAGACUCAGAAGUUUGCUGAGGCAGCAGACAUACCUUGAGUGGCCAAAAGAUGACAGGAAGCAGCAGACUUUCUGGGCAAGCCUGAAAUCCACGCUGCAUAUUGCAGACAAAUCUGUUGUUCUGAAAGACAUUGCACUGGCCAUUUCAGAUACAGUACCUCUGGUUGCAGACCAAAUGUAAGUCACGAAACAAUUUUAU